AAAAUUCGUCUUAUACUUAACAUGUUUUCUCAACACAGACUGAAUUUGUCACACAAACUUUCAUUCAUCCACGUUCCUGCUGUGGAUUCGUUACCUUACACAGUCUCAUAAAUGUCUGAAUUGUAACCAUGUCCAACCAGAGCAAUCUCGACAAUUUCAAUGUUACCUACAAAACCUUACGGCAGACAUUCAGCAGCGGCAGAACCAAAGAUUUGAAAUGGCGGACAUGGCAAUUGAAGCAGCUAUUUUGGCUACUUGAUGAGAACGAAAGUGCCUUUAUUGAUAGUCUUCAUGAAGACUUGCACAGGCAUGCGUUCGAGUCUCUAAUGGCGGAUAUCAACGAAGCUAAAACACAUCUUUUCUACGCCUUGGAAAAUCUACAGAAGUGGGCUGCAGGCAGCGCACCGCCAGAUGCAGGCUUCGUGUACGGUACAUUGGGCAAAGCUUGGAUCAGAAAGGAGCCACGUGGAUUGGCGCUCAUCAUCGGCGCAUGGAACUACCCAAUCUCGACACUCAUCACUGUUGCUAUUGCCGCUAUUUCUGCCGGCAAUGCAGUGAUUAUGAAGCCCUCUGAGAUGGCAUCAGCCACGGAACAGCUGCUGGCGACGCUGGUACCCAAGUAUCUGGACAAUACUGCAAUCGCGGUCCUCUGCGCACGUCCAGAAGAUAUGGCCCACAUUUUGGAAUAUCAGUUCGACUUCAUUUUUUAUACAGGAAGUACAAGGGUGGGGCGCAUCAUCGCCUCUGCUGCUGCAAAACACGUCACUCCGGUUGCUUUGGAGCUGGGCGGUCAAGCUCCAGCCAUCGUCACUAAGAAUGCCAACUUGGAUCUCGCUGCGAAACGCUUGGUCAACGCGAAAUUGGUCAACCUUGGACAGAUCUGCAUAUGCGUGAACCACGUGUUUGCUGAUCCGGAAAUAUAUGACGAAUUUAAUGCUCGUUUGGUACAUUGGGCUAAUGUCCUCCUUGAGUCGGGAACGGACACUCUGGCUCGGAUCAUCAAUGAACGACAUUUCGAUCGCGUGCAAUCCUUACUAUUGAAAACAGAAGGCAAAAUAUCUUUUACUGGCACUCACGAUAGGCGAAAAAAGCUGAUAUAUCCAACUAUCGUCACUGGAGUCAAAGUGACCGAUAGUCUACUUUCAGAGGAGAUUUUUGGGCCAGUCCUUCCAGUUAUCAGCGCAUCUCUGGAGAGCGCCCUAGCGACCAUCAAUAGCAUGCCUCAUCCUCUCGCGCUGUACAUCUUCUCCCAGGACAAGCAAGAGAUUGACCGAAUUCUGGAUUCCACACAAUCUGGCGGUGUGACCAUAAACGACGUUGCUGUUCACGCCGACGUGCCGUCAGCGCCCUUCGGUGGAGUAGGAAAUUCUGGAUAUGGUAAUUUCCACGGGAAAUGGGGCUUCGAUACUUUCAGUCACGACAGAGCUGUCCAGUCGCAGCAGACCGCACAAGCCGUGCAACCAUACACAUACGCACUCAGCAUGUCGCGUGCUAAUUCAAAAUCUUGCUCAAUACCACAACCGCGUGGCAUACCCUUUCUGGGCAAUAUUGCAGAAUUCAAGUCUGAGGACUCACUUCAAGAUUAUGACCGCCUUUUUGAUACACAUGGCGACAUCUUCCGGCUCAAAUUCCCUGGAAUGGGAACAUGCGUUUUCAUCGGCACCCAGCAGCUCGCUAACGAAGUUUUUGACGAGUCACGUUUCAAAAAGUCCAUCCAGGCUGAUUUAGGAGAGAUACGUCAUGUUGUAAACGAUGGAUUGUUUACCGCGGAUCACACAGAGGAAAAUUGGGGACUCGCCCAUCGCAUCCUUCGCCCAGCGUUCGCGCCAAAUGCAAUUCAAAGUACCUUCGAUGAAAUGUACGACGUCCUCUCGCAGAUGGCGCUGAAGUGGGCGCGCCAUGGCCCCGAGAACCCCAUCCAUAGCACCGACGACUUCACUCGUCUAACUCUUGACACUCUUGCCUUGUGCACUAUGGGAUACCGAUUCAACUCUUUCUACAGCGAAGAAGUUCAUCCCUUUGUGAAAAGCAUGGGCGACGCGCUUGUCGAAGCAGGAAAGCGGACUGCAAGGCCGCGGUUGGCAACAACACUGUUUCUCUCAGCUGCGCGCAAGUUUGCCAAGGAUAUUUCCAUUAUGCGGGUGACUUCGGAGGAGCUCAUCAAGUCCAGAAGAGCGGAAAAGAGUGUAGAGGGAAGGAAAGAUCUUUUGACAGCUAUGAUGGACGGCAUUGAUCCCAAGACCGGUGCAACACUAAGUGACGCGGCCAUCGUUAACAACCUCAUCACCUUCCUCAUAGCUGGCCAUGAAACAACUUCUGGGACUCUUUCAUUCGCGUUCUACUCAAUGCUUAAGAAUCCAGAUACUUAUCAAAAGGCGCAACAAGAGGUUGACAAGAUUAUGGGUAAAGAGCGGGUCACUAUUGAUAAGCUCUCUGAUUUGAAGUAUAUACCAGCUUUGCUACGAGAGACUCUUCGACAAUGCUCACCAAUACCAGCUGUCUUGGUCGAGCCAUUCGAAGAUACCACAUUACAAGGCAAAUAUGCAAUCAAAAAAGGGGAGCCUGUUGUCGUCUCUUUUUCGAGAACUCAUCUUGAUCCUAUCGUUUACGGACACGAUGCUUGCCAGUUCAAACCCGAGAGGAUGCUAGAUGAAAAUUUUGAUCGCCUGGUCAAGGAGUUCCCUAACUGCUGGAAGCCAUUCGGCAAUGGCAUGCGUGCUUGCAUUGGGCGACCUUUUGCUUGGCAAGAGAUGCUGCUAGCCAUGUCCGUUCUCCUCCAGAAUUUCGACUUUCAUCAGCUGGAUCCGGGCUAUUCUCUGAAGCUCUCUGAAACGCUAACUAUAAAGCCGAAGGACUUUAUGAUACGGGCUUCGCUCCGGCACGGAAUGUCAGCCAUGGACCUGGAACUUCAACUUUCCGGGAGAUUCAAAGAUACCCGAAACACAAAGCCAAAGAUGCAGACCCUGCCGAAUUCAGGAAACAAAUAUCCUGGCGCAAAGCCUAUCAAUAUCUAUUUCGGUUCUAACAGCGGUACAUGUGAAGCUCUUGCACAUCGGCUGGCAUCGAAUGCAUCGGCACAUGGCUUUGCAGCCUCUGUGGUCGAUCAACUCAACUCUGCAAAAGAAGGUCUCAGAUCCGAGAAGCCGAUAAUAAUCUUGACUGCUUCUUACGAGGGCCAAGCGCCAGAUAAUGCCAUCGAUUUUGUUCAUUGGCUGGAAAAUACGAGCGAUACGUUCGAAGACGGCGUUUUCUAUGCAGUCUUUGGAGUCGGUAGCUCGGAAUGGCGCCAGACAUUCCAUCGCAUUCCCAAGGUAGUUGAUCAACUGUUGGAAAAGAAAGGAGCGAAGCGUCUGGUGCCAUUAGGCUUAACGGAUGUGGCCAAAAACAACCAUUUUCAGGACUUUGAAUUAUGGGAGGACCAAGUUCUCUGGCCUGCACUAAGAGAGCAUUAUGCAAUUCCAGAUUCAGACACUUCGAUUGACGGCCAUGGUAUGGACGUGAGUAUAUCGGCACCGCGAUGCUCGAUCCUGCGCCAGAAUCUUUGCGAGGCCACUGUUCAUGCUGCAAGAGUUUUGACAAAUUCGGAAGCACCCCUCAAAAAACAUAUAGAAAUACGGCUUCCAGAUACGCACUCAUUUGAGGCUGGUGACUACCUUGCAGUCUUACCUAUCAAUCCAAACUCUACCGUUAGUCGGGUCUUUCGACGCUUCAAAUUAGUUCGGGAUGCCACGAUUCUCAUUCAAGGAAACCCAGCAACCUUGUUGCCAAUGCAAGGACCAACGUCAGCGUCGGAUAUUUUCAGCUCUUAUGUUGAACUUUCAACACCAGCGACGAGGAAGGAUAUUCUCAGAAUCGCUAUGUAUGUGGAGGAUACUGCUACCAAGGCGCACCUACAGUCGCUAGCGAGCGAUGCCAUUGUUCGACUCGAGGAAGGCAACAGCCUCGGGCCAUCUGUGCUAGAUAUCUUGGAGCAGUUUCCCUUGGUCCAAAUGCCAAUUGGUGUGUUCUUAAACAUGCUACCACCUAUUCGGACACGGCAGUACUCCAUCUCGUCCUCCCCACUUUCGGAUCCUCAUGUUGCAUCCCUUACAUAUUCCGUCCUCAACAAAUCUUCUCCGGGUGGCGAGGGUAAGCAUGUAGGCGUAGCGAGCAUGUAUCUUGCAAGUCUCCAGCCAGAUGACCGUCUUCAUGUUUCCAUUCGCCACCCCAACCAUGCCUUUCAUCCGCCGAAAGACCCCAGCCUAACGCCCAUUAUCUGCAUUGCUGCCGGCGCUGGUAUUGCACCUUUCAGAGGAUUCAUUCAACAGCGAGCCAUUCAAUCGACGUCACUGCAAAAUCUUGCGCCUGCUCUACUCAUUUACGGCUGCCACAAUUUAGGCGACGAUCUUUACAGAGAGGAAUUCGACCAUUGGGAAGCCACAGGUGCGGUUCAAAUCAAGAGAGCGUAUUCACGCCAGCAAGAUGAGACAGAUGGAUGCAAACAUGUUCAGGAUCGAAUGCGAGAGCAACGGCAGUUGGUGAAGGAAAUGUGGGAGGCCGGGGCCAAGAUAUACGUUUGUGGAAGCCGUGGUGUUAAAGAUUCUGUUGAAUCAGCACUUGUCGAGAUUUUGCAUGAUGUAUGGAGCGAUGAGCAGACUACGGCUGUGCAUUUCUUGGAAGCAGCCCGUGGGGAGAGAUUUCUGGUGGACGUUUUUGAUUAA
Aaosphaeria arxii CBS 175.79 is the source of this 4700-nucleotide messenger RNA. RefSeq lists its product as uncharacterized. The transcript has 5 exons. The record is from RefSeq and is a predicted model, not a curated record. NCBI's taxonomy places the organism in Eukaryota, Fungi, Ascomycota, Dothideomycetes, Pleosporales. Gene Ontology annotation, molecular function: aldehyde dehydrogenase (NAD+) activity; iron ion binding; monooxygenase activity. Gene Ontology annotation, biological process: aldehyde metabolic process. Gene Ontology annotation, cellular component: cytoplasm. The coding region runs from base 129 to 4700 and encodes 1523 amino acids.